This is a messenger RNA of Athalia rosae (coleseed sawfly), 2115 nucleotides long. Its product is annotated as lysosomal Pro-X carboxypeptidase. Bases 181 to 1752 code for a protein of 523 amino acids. The transcript has 7 exons. Lineage: Eukaryota; Metazoa; Arthropoda; Insecta; Hymenoptera; Athaliidae. Gene Ontology annotation, biological process: proteolysis. Gene Ontology annotation, molecular function: dipeptidyl-peptidase activity; serine-type exopeptidase activity. The record is from RefSeq and is a predicted model, not a curated record.
AUGAAUCAAAAGACGUUUAUUACCGGUGAUAUAUUUUAAUCUUGUAUCAGUCUCUACUUCUUCCAUACGUACUACCAUGUAUCCACAGGGUUAUCAUUGUUUUCACUACAAGUUCACAUUCGUGUUUCUGAGUUGACUUAUUUGACAUACACGAUCAAGGCUUCCACUGGUAGUAGUUGUAUGUCAGUGCAGAGGAAUAGUAGAGGUCAUUGGUCAGAAAUUAUAAUAACAGUUUCAUUGUUCUUGAGGACGAGAAUCAAGAUGGACUCACUCCUGCUAUUUGCUUUGGUAAUUCCAUUCUUUGUUUUUGACGUUAAAGCAGGUAGUAUAGAUUCUAAUGGGCGCCAAUUAGACGGAAGUUAUCCAGAGGAAGAUAUCAAGUAUCACUACGAGGUCAAAAAAUUCAAUGUGCCGGUGGAUCACUUCAGUUUUACAAGAAAUGAUACUUUUAAGAUUCGAUAUCUUGUUAACGAUACUUGGCAGAGAGGAGAUAAUUCUCCCAUAUUUUUUUAUACGGGAAAUGAAGGAAACAUCACAGUCUUUGCUGAGAAUACGGGUUUUAUGUGGGAAAUUGCACCAACUUUUGGAGCUCUACUAAUUUUUGCUGAGCACCGUUAUUAUGGGGAAUCGGUGCCAUUUGGAAAUCUUUCCUACUCAGACGCUGAUCAUCUUGGAUAUUUAACAUCUCAGCAAGCCUUAGCUGAUUAUGCAGACUUAAUAAGUUACUUAAAAUCUGCAAAAAACAUGACUCAUAGCCCAGUGAUUAUCUUUGGUGGAUCCUAUGGAGGAAUGCUCAGUGCUUGGAUGAGGAUGAAAUAUCCACACAUUGUUAAUGGAGCAAUUGCAGCUUCUGCUCCAAUCUUACAAUUCACCGGUAUCACUUCAUGCGACGCAUUUGCAAGAGUUGUAACAUCUGAUUUCGAGGCUGCAAGUCCAUUGUGUCGCAAAUCUAUUCGCAAAUCAUGGAAUGCUAUCAGAAAUAUCACCUCAACAAAGAAUGGAACGAUGUGGCUAUCUGAAAAUUGGAAACUGUGUCCUUCAUCCGAUGUUAAAUUAUUGAAAGAUUUUUUAACUGAUGUAUAUGGUAAUUUAGCAAUGGUUAAUUAUCCCUACAAAACAAAUUUCCUAGCACCCUUACCUGCCAAUCCAAUAUCGGCCUUCUGCUCACAUCUGACAAACCCAAAUCUGGAUGACAAGUCGCUUCUUCUGGCACUGAAAAAAGCUCUCAGCGUAUACACAAACAGUACAGGGACAACAGAGUGUUUGAUUAUAAGUGACGAUGCUGCUCCGGCUCUAGGAGCUAAGGGGUGGCCAUAUCAAGCAUGUACAGAGAUGGUAAUGCCUAUGUGUUCCGAUGGCAUUAAUGAUAUGUUCGAACCAACUCCUUGGAACAUUGACGAAUAUGCCAAACAAUGCUAUAAGAACUUUCAAAUAAAGCCACAGCCAUACCUAGUGUGUGAGAUGUAUGGAUGUAAAGAUUUAUCAACAGCUAGCAAUAUUGUCUUUAGUAACGGAUUGCUGGAUCCAUGGUCAACUGGCGGGGUGAUAUCGAAUGUUUCAUCAUCUACAAUCGCUAUCCUUAUUCCAGAAGCAGCUCACCAUUUGGAUUUGCGGGCAAGUAACCCACGAGAUCCAUAUAGUGUAGUUCAGGCUCGAAAAAUUCAUUGCGCCUAUAUAAAAAAAUGGAUAAGAGAAGAACAGGCUAGAGUCAUUGAGAGAAAUGAUAAUCGGUAUGAGAUUGUGAAUGUUUGAUUAUUUUCUAAGUCGCAGGCCAGGAUAUCUUGUAAUAAAAAAAUACUUGGAAAAAUAUGUCAUUUUGUUUAUUUGAAUUACGAAUAUAAAUUCCAAUAAAUAGUUAAAUAAUACUUCGAUAGUGAGUUUUAAUUAAAUGGGUCCAAGAAGGGUGGUUAAAAAAUAAUUGGCAUAGUUUUUUUUCAUAAUGCAGAAAAAUACUGUUAACAAAUAGUCGGUUAAAACCAACUUACCCUAAGGCUAAACAUUAUUUACUAUUCAGAUGAUUCACCUUAUCAGUCCACAAAAAUAAUCUAAAUAAUGUAUAAUUAAAAUGUAAAUUGGUACAAAUGAAUUUCAAUUAUAAUUGAGUCAUGCUACAAA